AUGUCUGAAGUAGACGAAAACAUAUCCAAAUUAAGCCAUGAAGAACGAAUGGUUUCCACAGUUGCUGAAAUUAUUCAGAAAUUGUUGAUUGCGCAAAAGGAAAACAGAGAUGUAAACUUAAAUAAGUUAAAAUCUCAAAUAUCAUCAAAAUAUGGACUGAAAUCAUCUCCUCGACUCGUUGAUAUUAUUUCAGCUGUUCCCAAUGAUGCCAAAAAAUUAUUGUAUCCAAAGUUAAAAGCAAAACCUGUUAGAACAGCUAGUGGAGUAGCAAUUGUUGCAGUUAUGUGUAAGCCACAUCGUUGUCCUCACAUAAAUAUGACUGGAAAUAUAUGUGUAUACUGUCCUGGUGGUCCAGAUUCCGAUUUUGAAUAUUCUACACAGUCAUAUACUGGUUACGAACCUACUUCAAUGAGAGCUAUUCGAGCACAUUAUAAUCCAUAUGUUCAAACCCGCCAUAGAGUUGAACAGCUUAAACAAUUAGGCCAUAAUGUUGAUAAGGUUGAGUUCAUAGUAAUGGGAGGUACAUUCAUGAGUUUACCCGAAGACUACCGGGAUUAUUUCAUCAGGAACUUGCAUGAUGCUUUAUCGGGUCAUACCAGCUCUAAUGUUCGAGAAGCUGUCAAAUACUCGGAAAGAAGUAAUGUAAAAUGUAUUGGCAUUACAAUUGAAACUCGACCAGAUUAUUGUUUGAAUAGACAUUUGACUGACAUGUUAAACUAUGGUUGUACACGAUUAGAGAUUGGUGUUCAAUCUGUGUUUGAAGAUGUUGCACGAGACACUAACAGAGGUCAUACAGUUAAAGCAGUGUGUGAAACAUUUACUCUUGCUAAAGAUUGUGGUUUUAAAAUUGUAUCACAUAUGAUGCCUGAUUUACCUAAUGUAGAUCUAGAAAGAGACCUUCAACAGUUCAAGGAAUUUUUUGAAAAUCCAGCUUUUCGAGUUGAUGGUUUAAAAAUUUACCCUACUCUUGUAAUGAGAGGCACUGGUUUAUAUGAGCUGUGGCGUAGUGGACGAUACCGGAGUUAUUCACCAUCCGAAUUAGUAGAUUUAAUUGCCCACAUAUUAAGUCUUAUUCCUCCGUGGACGCGUGUGUAUAGAGUUCAAAGAGAUAUUCCAAUGCCAUUAGUUACUUCUGGAGUUGAACAUGGGAAUUUACGAGAACUGGCCUUAGCAAGAAUGAAAGAUCUUAACUUACAAUGUCGUGAUGUUCGAACUAGGGAAGUUGGAAUUCAAGAAAUACAUAAUAAAAUUCGCCCAUUUGAAAUUGAAUUGAUACGCAGAGAUUAUGUUGCAAAUAAUGGGUGGGAAACAUUUUUAUCAUACGAAGACCCUGAACAAGACAUUUUAAUCGGUUUAUUAAGAUUGCGCAAGUGUACAGAUUCGUUUAGACCCGAGUUAAAAGGAAGAGUUUCAAUCAUACGAGAAUUACAUGUGUACGGUAGUGUAGUUCCUGUUCGAUCCAGAGAUCCAACCAAAUUUCAGCAUCAAGGAUUUGGUAUGCUAUUAAUGGAAGAAGCUGAAAGAAUAUCUUUAGAGGAACACAAGUCUACCAAAAUAGCUGUUAUUUCAGGUGUUGGUACUAGAAACUAUUAUAAAAAACUUGGAUACCACUUGGAUGGACCUUAUAUGUCAAAACAAUUAUAA
This is a messenger RNA of Macrosiphum euphorbiae (potato aphid), 1644 nucleotides long. The record is from the annotation of a GenBank genome assembly. NCBI's taxonomy places the organism in Eukaryota, Metazoa, Arthropoda, Insecta, Hemiptera, Aphididae.